AUGGCUAUCGACGAUCUCGCCACCAUCGAUGCCUCAAAAGAGAACUGGUCUGUUGUUGCAAAGGUGAACUGGACGUGUAUAUCAGAUUUUGUUUUUUGUGUUGGUGAAAGCGGUCGUGAUUUCCGUCCAACCUCGCACUCAUUCAAGAUCAACUUUGACAUUCAAACAUUGGUGCGCUUGGUUCCCAACAAUGCCAUCAACUUAAGCCCUUACAAUUUUGUGCCAAUAUCUGAUAUAAUGUUUAAGGACCUUUAUACGUCUUUUCUUAUAGAUGUGAUUGGAAUUCUCACUGGUGCAAGUGCUGAAACUGAGUUUGAGAAAGAUGAAACAAAGCAGAAAAGAAUUACUGUUGAACUUGACCAAGAUGGGGUUCGGGUUGAAUGCGCAUUUUUUGGAAAGUAUGUUGCUGAAGUCGUUGGUUAUUCUCUUUAUUGUUGA
Molecule: messenger RNA, 438 nt
Organism: Lotus japonicus
Lineage: Eukaryota; Viridiplantae; Streptophyta; Magnoliopsida; Fabales; Fabaceae
Exons: 4
Coding region: 1-438 (145 amino acids)
Source: RefSeq, a predicted model, not a curated record